AUGAUAAAAACUAAUGAUGAUUAUAUUGAAAAUUCCGAAAAUUAUACUUAUAUGUCUCACUUUAUUGACGAUUCCUCAAUUAACAUAAAUGAGUGUACCCAAGGUACGCAAUUAACUAACGAUUUGUUGAAACAUUCCAUUCAUAUGGAAUCUAUGCGCGGUUCAGAGCUUGAUAAUAAAUAUAACACGGGUGCUGGUAAGGGGAAGAAGCGUUUAGCGUGUAAAAAUUGUAGGCGUAGAAGGAAGAAGUGCGACCUGCUGUAUCCCUGCUCAAGUUGUUUAAGAUUGAAAUUGGAAUGUAACGUGAAUGAAGAGGAUCUAAGAAAAAAGCGCUACUCAAAUAGCUACGUGAAAACGCUUGAGAGUCAUAUUGCGUAUUUGGAGCAUAAGGUGAAACAAAUGAGCGAUAAAAUGACUUCAGAGGCGAGUUAUAAUAUGAAUGAUGAAUAUAGGCGGCCUGAUGACAGAGAGCUGAUAGAUGUUGGACUAACUAGUCGCAAAAACGGGGACGAAUUCGGGGCUGUUGGGAGCGCUCAGACUGGUGUCGACACUAAGAAGUCGUUAUUUGGUUCUGUACCUUUUAUAGAUGGCAAUAAAGAUGAUCCAUCGUCACCGGACGUGGCUAUGUCAUUGCCCUCUGGUGGAACUCCUGAUGACCAUGAGGAUCCCAAAUUAAAGCAGUUCGCCAAUAGCGGCAUUUAUCCUGGAGGACCUGUUUGUUACAAGCCUAGAUUAAAGGACGGUAAUGAAAACGAAGAAAAAGCACAACGAAUCAAUGAAAUGAAAGCAGCUAUCCUGAAACGCUCACGGGAAGAAAAUACCGGUCCGCCGCUUAACUCCAACCCUACGAUUUUGAAAUGCUUGUAUAAUUUCUACACCUGGCUGUAUCCUGGUCAAUUCAUUUUUGUCCAUCGCGCAUCCUUCUUGUAUGGCUUCUUCAACAACAGCGAGGGCAACUACGAGAACUCCCAGUAUUGUCCAGAAGAACUCAUAUACGCUAUGGUUGCCAUUGGCUCUCGCCUAAUGCCUGACCAACAAAAGGAAAGCGAAGCAUACUACAAACUAGCGAAAGACAAGAUGCUGGGAAUUGUUUUCGACGAAGAGCAAGUAGCGACAAAAAUCAUUACAGUGCAGGCAUUGUUAUUUUUAGCCUUCUACGAGCUUGGAAAGGGCAACAACCAGCAAGCAUGGUACCUCAGUGACCUUGCAAUACGAGUUGGUGAUGAUCUUGGUUUCGAACUUGACCCAAAGGUCUGA
Eremothecium sinecaudum is the source of this 1257-nucleotide messenger RNA. RefSeq names its product Tea1p (gene TEA1). Bases 1 to 1257 code for a protein of 418 amino acids. The record is from RefSeq and is a predicted model, not a curated record. The transcript has a single exon. Lineage: Eukaryota; Fungi; Ascomycota; Saccharomycetes; Saccharomycetales; Saccharomycetaceae. Gene Ontology annotation, biological process: regulation of DNA-templated transcription; DNA-templated transcription. Gene Ontology annotation, molecular function: DNA binding; zinc ion binding; DNA-binding transcription factor activity, RNA polymerase II-specific.